Pogoniulus pusillus (Red-fronted tinkerbird) is the source of this 6813-nucleotide messenger RNA. RefSeq names its product trafficking protein particle complex subunit 9 (gene TRAPPC9). Lineage: Eukaryota; Metazoa; Chordata; Aves; Piciformes; Lybiidae. Bases 329 to 3775 code for a protein of 1148 amino acids. The transcript has 23 exons. Gene Ontology annotation, cellular component: trans-Golgi network. The record is from RefSeq and is a predicted model, not a curated record.
UCCCUAACGCGUAGCCUACCCAGGAGCCCGCGCCUAUUUUGAGUUGGUUGCUUCCUUCCCCUACCUUCCCUGAGAGGCUCUGCUUCUUUCCAGUACCCCUACAGCGGUUCCUCUGGGCCUUCUCUCUCCUUACUCUGCUCCUCAGUCCCCUUCCUGACAGGGCUCGGGGGAGUGUGCGCCGAGCGCCGCGCCUCCUCGGGAAUUUUCUCUCGUUUUGACAUUUCUUUCUUUUCUCCUGGACUUCGCCGCGCCCGAUGCGGGCAUCUGGCCUGGGAGAGGGAAGCCGGGGAAGCGGAGCGCCGCGCAGGCUGUGUGCAGCUGACACAAAAUGAGUGUUCCUGACUACAUGCAGUGUGCUGAGGAUCAUCAGACUCUCCUGGUUGUGGUUCAGCCAAUUGGCAUCGUACCUGAAGAGAGCUUUUUCACGAUCUACAAGCGAAUUUCAGCAGUGAGUCAAGUUAACGUGCGUGACUCUCAGCGUGUGUUGUAUAUCCGUUACAGGCACCAUUAUCCCCCUGAGAACAAUGAAUGGGGAGAUUUUCAGACACAUAGGAAAGUUGUGGGCCUGAUAACUAUUACAGACUGUGCUUCUGCAAAGGACUGGCCUCAGACUUUUGAAAAAUUCCAUCUUCAAAAGGAGAUGUAUGGUUCUACUCUGUAUGAUUCCCGGUUGUUUGUCUUUGGGCUUCAAGGAGAGAUUGUGGAGCAGCCUCGCACAGAUGUGGCAUUUUAUCCCAGUUAUGAAGAGUGUGAAACAGUGGAGAAAAGAAUAGAAGAUUUUAUUGAAUCCCUCUUUAUAGUGCUGGAGUCAAAGCGGCUUGACAGAGCCACUGAUAAGUCUGGAGACAAGAUCCCCCUCCUGUGUGUUCCUUUUGAGAAGAAGGAUUUUGUAGGUCUGGAUACCGAUAGUAGGCACUAUAAGAAGCGUUGUCAAGGCCGAAUGCGGAAACAUGUUGGUGACCUGUGUUUACAAGCUGGCAUGUUACAGGAUUCCUUGGUCCACUAUCACAUGGCAGUGGAACUUCUGCGGUCUGUGAAUGACUUUCUGUGGCUUGGAGCUGCUCUUGAGGGCUUAUGCUCAGCAUCAGUCAUCUAUCAUUAUCCUGGUGGCACUGGAGGCAAAGUUGGAUCUCGCAGAGCACAAGGAGGUUCUCUUUCUGCUGAGGCAGGCAACAGACACAGACCUGGGGCACAAGAAGUUCUCAUUGAUCCAGGUGCACUGACUUCAAAUGGCAUCAAUGCAGACACCAGUGCCGAGAUAGGACGUGCCAAGAAUUGCCUUAGUCCUGAAGACAUCAUAGAUAAAUAUAAAGAAGCUAUUUCUUACUAUGGGAAGUACAAGAAUGCUGGUGUCAUCGAACUGGAAGCCUGUGUGAAGGCAGUGAGAGUCCUUGCAAUCCAGAAAAGGAGCAUGGAAGCUUCGGAGUUCCUUCAAAAUGCUGUUUAUAUCAACCUUCGUCAGCUUUCAGAAGAAGAAAAGAUCCAGCGCUACAGCAUUCUCUCAGAGCUCUAUGAACGAAUUGGUUUUCACCGCAAGUCUGCUUUUUUCAAGCGUAUAGCAGCGAUGCAGUGUGCUGCACCCAGCAUCCCAGAACCUGGCUGGAGGGCCUGCUACAAACUGCUUUUGGAAACUCUACCUGGCUAUAGCUUAUCCUUGGAUCCUAAGGAUUUCAGCAAAGGAACUCAUAGAGGAUGGGCUGCUGUACAGAUGCGCUUGCUUCACGAGCUUGUGUAUGCUUCCAGAAGAAUGGGCAACCCUGCUCUGUGUGUCAGGCAUCUGUCUUUCCUUCUCCAGACCAUGCUGGAUUUUCUUUCUGAUCAAGAAAAGAAAGAUGUAACGCAGAGCUUGGAAAGCUACACAGCAAAGUGCCCUGGAACAAUGGAAUUCAUCACUCUUCCAGAUGGUUUGAAAUUACCUCCUGUUCCAUUCACCAAAUUGCCUAUUGUGAGAUCUGUGAAGCUCUUGAAUCUUCCAACUAGUCUCCGGCCUCACAAAAUGAAAAGUUUGCUUGGUCAGAAUGUGUCAACCAAAAGCCCCUUCAUAUACUCUCCAAUUAUUGCACAUAGUCGUGGGGAAGAACGAAGUAAGAAAAUUGACUUCCAGUGGGUCCAGGGAGACGUGUGUGAAGUUCAGCUGAUGGUGUACAACCCUAUGCCUUUCGAGCUCCGAGUAGAAAACAUGGGUCUCUUGACAGCAGGAGUAGAAUUCGAAUCUCUUCCUGCAGCUCUUUCUCUGCCUGCAGAAUCCGGUCUCUACCCAGUAACACUUGUUGGUGUUCCUCAAACUACUGGGCAGAUCACUGUCAAUGGUUACCAUACUUCAGUUUUUGGAGUCUUCAGUGAUUGCCUUCUGGACAACCUUCCAGGGGUGAAGACCAAUGGCUGUACUGUUGAAGUGAUUCCAGCUUUGCCAAGGCUGCAGAUAAGUACUUCCCUUCCAAGGUCUGCUCACACACUUCAGCCUUCCUCAGGGGAUGAAAUUUCCACUAAUGUUUCUGUCCAGCUUUACAAUGGAGAGACCCAACAGCUCAUCAUUAAGUUAGAAAAUAUUGGGACAGAACCACUGGAGACACUGGAGGUCACAUCAAAAAUAGUCAACACUAAGGAGAAGCUGUAUGGGGACUUCCUGAGUUGGAAGCUAGAAGACACCCUCUCCCAGUUUCCUCUAAAACCUGGAAAGAUUGCAACUUUUAUUGUAAACAUUAAAGUGAAGCUGGACUUCUCAUGUCAGGAAAACCUUUUGCAAGAUCUCAGUGACGAUGGAAUCAGUGUUACUGGACUUCCACUCUCCAGUCCUUUUCGGCAGGUUGUCAAGCCGAGAGUGGAGACUAAACCUAUUAAUCCACAAGAAAGCAGCAAAGUUGGUGACUUCAGUCAUGUGAAGACACUGGAAGCCAUUUUGAAUUUCAAGUACUCUGGGGGACCAGGGCAUAUUGAAGGGUAUUACCGCAACCUCUCACUAGGCCUUCAUGUAGAAGUAGAGCCCUCUGUUUUCUUCACACGUGUUAGUACCCUGCCAGCAACAAGCACCCGGCAGUGCCAUCUACUCCUUGAUGUCUUCAAUUCCACAGAGCAUGAGUUGACCAUCAGUGCUAGGAAUAAUGAAGAUUUAAUUCUGCAUGCUGGGGAAUGUCAGCGUAUGGCUAUACAAGUGGACAAGUUCAAUUUUGAGAGCUUCCCAGAAUCCCCUGUAGAUGGGACACAGUUUGCUAAUGUGAAGCAGUUGGAAGAAGAAAGGCAACAAGCAAGAGGUCUGGAGAUUAACAGCAAGCUGAAUAUUUGCUGGAAAAUUCCUUCCUUGAAGCGUGAAGGGGAAGCAAGUGUGGAAGGUGUUCUUAAUCAACUGGUCCUAGAGCAUCUGCAGUUGGCUCCUCUCCAGUGGGAUAUCCUUGUUGAUGGUAAGCUUUGUGACUGUGAUAUUGUGGUGAACUGCAAAGUAGGAGACCCCAUCCCAUUGGAGGUGAAGCUGACCAACUGGAGCAAGCGCUGUGUGGGGCCCUUCGCUCUCACCGUGACACCCUACCAGGACUACCAAAAUGGGGUGCACAACUAUGAGCUGCAAGAUGCAAUCACCUUUGUGGGCUCUAACACCUUCUACAUUGAUUCAGUGAAACCAACCAAAGACUCUGUGUACUUUGGAGCACUUCUGUUUCUUUACACAGGUGAUUUCUACCUGAAUAUCAAAUUCCAUGAAGACAACUGCAGCAAAGAGCUGCCUCUGUCCUGGUUCUGCCUUCCUAGUGUCCAUAUUCGUGCUAUGGAGCCUAUGGUCUAAGCUGUAAAUGUAGUGUGUGCUAUUUGAUUAACCUCAGUGCACUGAAAUGCUUGGCACAUCCUCUGCUUGACCCUAGCUUGUUUCUGUCCAACCCCAGGCCACAAUCCCUACUUUGGAGGAACAGCUGAAUGCUUUCUGAAUUGGCUGAUAGUCAUUUGAGCAGCUGCUUUAGCUAAUUUCAGAAAGAGAGAGAGAGACAGACAGACAGAUUAUAACUAUGCUAGCAUUUUCUUCUGUUUCCAAAAGGCCUUUGAAUCUGCUAAUAGAUGCAUUAGACUUCCAUAUACGCUAUCGAUAUCAGUGGGUUUGAAAGGAUAUUGAAGGCUGAGUUUAAUGAUGUGUUUGGAAGUCUCAAUUCCAAUUUGAAUAAUCCCAUUUUAGCAUUUUUCAGCAAGAGUUGUAUUUCUGUAUGAAAUUUCUUCUGACCUAACACUGGACCCCUGGUGUGUAUCCUUGAGGUGUAGUUCUCUCUUAGAUUUGUUCACAGGCUUGUACUUGUUUGCUGGCUAUUUGGUGUCUGGUAGUAAAUAGUAGUAAUGAUGCAUUUUUCUGUGAUAUGAAUAUAAGAGUAGCAAAUGUGCUUCCAGUUAUUCGAUUACUUCCCUGAGCCCAGUGUCAUUUGCUUCUGGUAAAGUCACCACAUUUAGUUGGGUAGAUCUGUGAAUGAGAAGUGAAAGACGACAAUGGAAAGCUAAAAAAUUCUGUCCUUGAGAAAGGAAACCAACUUUUGGGUUCCCUUGGGCUCACCUGUGAAUUUCAGCUGUCACAGUUUUGUUUUAUACAAUCACAAUUGCUUGAAAUAUUUGUAGAUGCUUAAAGAGCCUCCAGAAUUAAUCAUCUGGUUAUUAAUUUCACUUUGUGUGAGUUUUUGUAAACUCUUCUGAUCAGAUUUUUGAUGCUAAUACACUGGGCUUGAUUAUGUGGUUGGUUGUUUCCUUGUUUUUCUUUAGAAUGGUUAAGUUUAAUUAUUAGGCAAUUAAGGCCGUGGAAUUCCUGACCAUAAAAGUAGUUGAUGAAUGUACUGAAAAUGUAGCCUGUUGAAUUUCAGAAUAAUGUUGUUGUGUGAAGAGACUCAUGUUUACCCCAUGUAAAGCAGAGAUGUCUUAGUUGUAUGGUUAGUAUAUUAUUUCAUGGACCAUGUUUCAAACCUGUCUCAGUCUUUCUUAAGCUUACAGCCACUGCUUUUUAAUUUGGUAGUAGCAUAGUUUUGGAGGUGGGUGCAGCAAGAUGUGGCAGAGAAGCUCCAGCGAGCUCCACUUAGCUCUACACAUGCUAAGUCUGCAUGCACAACGUCUUUGCAGAUUUUUUUGUUUGUGUAGGCUUCAUCCACAUGUGGCUGUACCACUCCAUGCCUGACCUGGUCUAUCCUGUGGAACAUUAGCCUAGGAUGCACAUUAUGACUUUCUGCACUGUGCCCAGUUGUACUUUUGGGUGUGACUGACUGAUUUCCUAAGGAAUGAAAGUGCUUAAGACUGAAUUCAUUGUGCGCUUGCUAAUGACUGCAGUGUCAUGGUAAAUAUGUUUCUACUUUGAGGGAGCUAUAGGUGUGGCAUGAUGGCUGUAUUUCUAGUGUAGGCAUGGUAUUACCUCUGAAAAACUGUAUUGCAGCCAUGGUUGCUCUCAAGCUGUGGUUCUGUAUGCAGCUCUGAAUGCUACAGUGGAAGUCUCCAGUCUUAAAUUGAUGGAAAUCUGAGACAGACUGAAGAUUUACUUGCAAUGAUGUAGUGUUCUGUCACCUGCCAGCAAGUAAUGUCCAGUAAGAAAACUGUUCCUUAGACUUGCACAGUGAUUCUGAUCCAAAGGCACGUAUAGAAAGAAGAGAGUUCAAGCAGUUGAGUCAGGCACGUUUUUCAUUAGUGGAGCUCAGUUGACCAGUUUGCGCCAUGAGGUUUCAUUCUCUGUCACUGCAUAGGCACAUACACAGAAAAAAUAAGACCCUGAGAGAGCAGGAAUUAAAGCAGUUAAUCUUCCCCAUAAAAACUUGCUUUUGACAUGUGUCUCUGUACUAUGUUACACAACACUUGCAUCAAAAUCCAAACUGGGUUUUAUUCAGUAUUCCCAGCAGGUAAUCUGCAGAUGUGAGGAAUAUAGCGAUGACUUUGUAAGGACCACAUUGCAUUUAAAACACAAAUAUUGUUAAGGCAGAUACUGUGGCAGUGAAGAUGCUUCAGUUUGCCCAGCUAGAGGAUCAUUUCCUCGUUUAUUUUUGGGAGUGCUCUCUGAGAACUGAGGAUAAUGUUCUGUGAAGCAUAUACUGGGAUGCAGCACUCCUGCGCCCUUUACUUAUAAAAGAACCUGAUCCAUAGCCUGCUGAAGCGGUUGGAACAGGUUUUAUUAUAAGAAAAGCAAGCUGUGUAUUUCUAAUAUACCAUUAUAAAUCUACCAUAUAUGCUCAUAAAUAUAAGAUCUUAUGUGUGAGCUGAUACUGAAUGGUCUGUCUAUUCAUUAUCUGGUAGGCCUGUCUGUCCCUUGUCAGCUUCAAUGCUUAGUUGCUUCUGACAUUUAUGAAGAGUUUUCUCAUGCUUCUACUUGUCUUGGUGAGAGAAAUGAAGCACAAGAAAUUCUUCCUUCUGGGCAUUGGAUGUUGCUUGCCCAGAAGGUGAAUAUUUAAGUGUUAGCAUAAUUUGGAGAAGAGGAAGGUAAUUAAAGUAAGGAUACUGCAUUGCUUUUGUUUUUUGGGUGUUUUUUUUUUGUUUGUUUGUUUGUUUUUUUAAUGGAAGUUUUUUACUGAGGCUGUUGUCAGGAUUGGUUCAUGCAGUGCUUGAAUGAUACUUUUCUGAUAUGCUCUCCUUUUCUGGAACUGAAUUUGACUUUGUUUCUUCAAACCACCCAGCUGUUAUUUUGAACGUGAUAAGCCAAGCUGCACAUUGCUACACAGAUGUAAAUCUGAUAUGAUAUGACUCGGUUGAAUUAAAUCAUUCCUAAUUUAAAUCACCACUGCUGAGAGCAGACAUUGGUCCAAUAUAUGUAUCCAUUGGAGAAGCAUAGGUUGUGUAAAUUUCGCUGUCCAAAUAAAUACUUAUCAUGUGUUAUUUACA